CUGGAACUUCUGCUCUCGAAACUCGAUAUCACGCAGCUCCAAGAUCCGUACAACCGGACUCCACUCUGCAAGUACCAUCACGACCCUCGGAUCACGGAUAAGUUUGGGCGCUCGCCAUUCUGGAUUGCUACGAAGAAAGGUCAUCAUGCAGUGCUGGAAUUCCUAUCGAAAGAGUGUGGACUGACUAGUCUCGAGGAAGUAGGGUUGCCUGAUCAUGGUGAUGAUGCGGGAUCUGUUGAAUGCAACGUCUGUACAUCGGUCGUAAGUGUGGUUGACUUCCACUACCAC
This is a messenger RNA of Bipolaris oryzae ATCC 44560, 288 nucleotides long. RefSeq lists its product as uncharacterized. The annotation marks the transcript as partial. The record is from RefSeq and is a predicted model, not a curated record. The transcript has 2 exons. Lineage: Eukaryota; Fungi; Ascomycota; Dothideomycetes; Pleosporales; Pleosporaceae.